Molecule: messenger RNA, 1843 nt
Organism: Cydia pomonella (codling moth)
Lineage: Eukaryota; Metazoa; Arthropoda; Insecta; Lepidoptera; Tortricidae
Gene: Hap40
Exons: 6
Coding region: 183-1082 (299 amino acids)
Biological process (GO): vesicle cytoskeletal trafficking
Cellular component (GO): early endosome
Molecular function (GO): protein binding
Source: RefSeq, a predicted model, not a curated record
UUACAAAACGCAGUUAUGGAUGCGUUCAUGGGCAUUAAAUAAUAAAUGGAACGUCAAUUUAUUAAAUCAAAGUUGUCAAAUUGUUCUGCCAGCUAAAGUUAUGUUUUGAUUCGUAAUUAAUAUCGGUAUUUAGUGAAAAUUUGCCCGUUUCUGAUAAAACUGCUUUGUUAAUUAUAUCCAUAAUGUCUACUGAUUUAAAUGCUAGCUUCAAUGAGCAGUUCAUGAACAUAAACACUAAAUUGAAAAAACGUUUCUUAAGGAAGCCGAAUAUUUCUGAAGCUACCAACGAGUUCAUAGCGCUUGCUAUCCAGUGCGAGUAUUCCGAGCAACCUACAUUUGCUGGUCAUUGCUAUAUUGGUGCAGCCAAGUGCGAAGCAUCUGUUGGCAACUUUUUGGGCGAAGCGGAGUAUCUAGUGACUGCUGCAAGGCAGUUCAUGAAGGCAGAGAAAAAAUUACGUUCGUUAAAGUUUUGUAGUCCUGAUAGAGAAAAUCUAGAGGCAGCCAUUGGAUGCUUCACCCAAGCCCUGACCAAGUAUCCAGAAAGGUCCUCCAUCCGCUUGUCUCUACUGAGCGAGCUGGCAGCUGACCUCGUAACAUUGAACCUAAAGUGUGAAGCUAUAUCCUACUAUGAACAAGCACUUGCUUUAGUACAGGACCCAACCAUGAGGAUCAUAUUUGUGAAGAAUUAUAUUAACCUGCUUAUAGACUGUGGAAAAUAUGAUAUAGCCCUAGAAAAAGCAAAUGAACUGAUAGAUUCCAAUGUGGACCUACCAGAAGAUGUUCUAGCAGAAAUCCAGCUAAGUCGAAUACUCCUUUCCCUUUACAUGGACCCUAAAAGUGAUGCAAAGGUAGAAUCCCUGAAACAACUUUUCACUGAUAUACUGAAUGAUGAUGACAGUGAUGCAAUACCAUUCAACGUGGACCUUCGGCUGAAACUCCAGUCGGCCAUCUUGUCCCACGUGUCGCGCGACGCGCAGGCGCUGGCGCGCGCCGCGUGCGCGCUGCGGCCCGCGCUCGCCCCCGCGCAGCAGGACCUGCUCGCCAUGCUCCACCACGCUGCCACCAGGAACGGGAACUACUAAUAAAUUGUGUCUUAAGGUGUAAGGCUGUUUUUGGUUAAGCUCUGUCAUUGCGUUUAUGGCACACAUUGGUUGUUUUGUUAUUUACUUAAACAUUCGCCUCCGAGUUGGUCCCCCUUGUCGUAUACUACACAUGGCGCGUGAUCCAAAAUAAACUCAGUGUCUUAUAGUAUAAAGCUUUUUUGCAAUAAUCGCUUCAAUAACACGAGUUAAUAUAUGAAGAACACGCGAAUAAUUUAGUAUGGGUACUGUAAAAAAGAAUGCGGUCUAACUGUGGUGGAGAAUAUAAACGCAGACGUAGAUUUCUGAUAUUAUAUAUUUUUUCUUCAAACAGCUAGAUUAUAAAUAUCGACUACUCUUGAUGGUUGCCACCUUCCGAAUGGCCGUCUGCAGAUAUAGUAUACGAACCCUGUGUUUGUAUUAAAUAUUUUAACAGAGGCAACUACCUACCUACUAAGGCUGCAGACUGGACGCACGCGAUCGGCGUCGUGCGGCGCGGCAAGCGCACAGCGGGCGGCAAUCGCCGCCGCCGUCGACCAGAACAGAUUCGUUAAAUUCUAAGUAUACGUUUUGAUCGAGUCAUCGAGUUCAAAAUGUACCUAUAGACUUGAAUUAAUCUAAUUUGACGACCGCUGCUUCGCUAGUCAUGCCGCCGGUCGCCCCGUCUAGUCGUAUGUAAUAAAUCCUAAUGUAUUAAGUCAAUUCAACUGUAGAAACAUAACAAAUCAAUAUAUUAAAUAUAAUAUGUAUAUUACGUUAAAUGA